CCGCCGCCCGCCCCGGGCCCUGCGCGCCGCGGCCGCACCUGCCGGCGAGACCGUCCCCGCGCUUGACCGCCCGCCGCUCCGCCCACCGGCCCAUGGCUCGGCGCCCCGGGCCGGGACCCCCGCACUCGGGCCGCGCGGCGCACGGGCGGGCGGGCCCCAGGGGCGCCGUCCUUGCAGCCUGAGCGCGGUUCUCGCGGCGAGCGGGGGGCGUGGGCCCUCUCCCGGCGCGCCCGCUCUCCCUGCCUCGCCGGGCGACCGCCCCGACCGCGCGGCCCCAGCUGGAUGCGGUGGGGCCCCGGCGGGCGGCGCGGCGGCCGCGGCCCCGGACGACAUGUACCUGCUGGACGGCAGCGGGGAGCCCGCGUCUCCGCCGGCGGACGCGAUGCCGCGCGGGACGCCCCCCAGGAAGACAGUCUACCGCAUCUCCGUAACCAUGGUCAGGAAGGAGCAGCUGACCGCGCCGGGCCCCGGCGGCCCCGACUCGCGCCCGGCUCGGAGACCCCGGCCUGCGCGCUCCCCAGACGCGCCCGGGCGGCUCGUGGAGGAGGCCGAGGAGGCGGCGGGCGCUGAGGACCCGGAGGGCUGCCGGCCGCGCGCCUGGGACUUCCGCACCUUCCGUACCCGCAGCACCGGGCAGCUGGAGCUCGGGCGGCUCCGGCCGUGCGCACGCGGCCACGGACCUGCGGACCUAGCCGGUAGCCCCCCAGCCAUGGAGGAGGGGCCCGGCUCGCCUGCGCCCUGCAGCCCCGACGUGGAGGGAGCUCGGGCCGCGCCCCUGCGGCGAAGUCUCAGCUUCAGGCACUGGAGCGGGCCCGAGGCGCCGCAGGGCCGGGCCCUCGGCCGCAGGAGGCGCCACAGCAGCUCCGGGAGCCUGGCCUGGGCGCCAUGCGAGGAGGUUGCGGCCGGCGAGACUGCAGCCGCCCCCGGGGCCACCCUGGAGCCCGCGGCUGCCGCGCAGCCCUCUUCAGAGAAGCGCAACACCCUGGACGUGGGUGAGGUGCUCAGCAAGAAUGAUGCGCUCUCGGACCUGGAGCGCUGGGAGCGCAGCAAGAGCAAGAACCGCACACUGGACAACAGCGACCUGCAGCGGCUGGAGCGCGCGCGGGCCGCGGCCGCUGGCCCCGGCGCGGCCUCGGAGCACCGGCUGCUGCGCUUUUUCAGUGGCAUCUUCGCGCGCAGGGAUGGCGCGCCCGGCGGCGGCCCUUCCCUCCGGAGCGGCGCCGGGUCGCGGCCGCGCGGCUACUUCAGCAGCCUGCGGCGGGCCCCGGCCGACGCGCACUCGUCCAGCGCCGAGAGCAUCGACGGGUCCCCGCGCAGAGAUGCCUUUGUGAAUAGCCAGGAAUGGACGCUAAGUCGAUCUGUGCCGGAGCUCAAAGUGGGAAUUGUGGGUAACCUGGCCAGCGGCAAGUCGGCCCUGGUGCACCGGUACCUGACCGGCACGUACGUCCAGGAGGAGUCUCCAGAAGAUAUGGAUGCAGGUGGCAGAUUCAAGAAGGAGAUUGUCGUGGACGGACAAAGCUAUCUGCUGCUGAUCAGAGAUGAAGGGGGCCCCCCAGAGGCACAGUUUGCCAUGUGGGUGGACGCUGUUAUAUUUGUCUUCAGCUUGGAGGAUGAGAUAAGUUUCCAGACCGUUUACCACUACUACAGCAGGAUGGCCAACUAUCGGAACACGAGCGAGAUCCCUCUGGUUCUAGUGGGAACCCAGGAUGCCAUAAGUUCCACCAACCCGCGGGUCAUCGACGACGCCAGGGCGCGGAAGCUCUCCAGCGACCUGAAGAGGUGCACAUACUACGAGACGUGUGCCACGUACGGGCUGAACGUGGAGAGGGUCUUUCAGGACGUUGCCCAGAAGAUUGUUGCCACAAGGAAGAAGCAGCAGCUGUCCAUAGGACCCUGCAAGUCGCUGCCCAACUCUCCAAGCCACUCGUCUGUGUGUUCCGCGCAGGUGUCUGCUGUGCACAUAAGCCAGACAAGUAAUGGAGGUGGGAGCUUAAGUGACUAUUCCUCGUCCGUCCCGUCGACGCCAAGCACCAGCCAGAAAGAACUACGGAUCGAUGUCCCUCCCACUGCCAACACGCCGACGCCCGUCCGGAAGCAGUCCAAGCGCCGGUCCAACCUUUUCACCUCUCGGAAAGGGAGUGACCCAGACAAAGAGAAGAAAGGCCUGGAGAGUCGUGCGGACAGCAUCGGGAGCGGUCGAGCCAUCCCAAUUAAACAGGGCAUGCUGUUGAAGCGAAGUGGCAAGUCCCUGAACAAAGAAUGGAAGAAGAAAUAUGUCACCCUGUGUGACAAUGGCGUGCUGACCUACCAUCCGAGUUUACAUGAUUACAUGCAGAAUGUUCAUGGUAAAGAGAUUGACCUUCUGAGAACCACUGUGAAAGUCCCAGGGAAGAGGCCACCCCGAGCCACGUCGGCCUGUGCGCCCAUCUCCAGCCCUAAAACCAAUGGCCUGUCCAAGGACAUGAGCAGUUUACACAUCUCACCAAAUUCAGGGAAUGUCACUAGUGCGUCUGGGUCUCAGAUGGCAAGCGGCGUCAGCCUGGUCUCCUUCAACAGCCGGCCGGACGGCAUGCAGCAACGCUCCUAUUCUGUCUCCAGUGCCGACCAGUGGAGUGAGGCUACGGUCAUUGCAAACUCGGCCAUCAGCAGUGUGGCAGACACGGGGCUGGGCGACUCGGUGUGCUCCAGCCCAAGUAUCUCCAGUACCACCAGCCCCAAGCUCGACCCGCCCCCCUCCCCUCACGCCAACAGAAAGAAACACCGAAGGAAGAAAAGUACCAGCAACUUCAAAGCCGACGGGCUCUCCGGCACCGCUGAAGCCAAACGCAAAGCAUGGAAACUAAACCGUGUUGGUAGCCUGCGAAAUAUAUACAGCAGCAGCAGCACCAACACUGAAGAACAAGAAGAAAACUUUGAGUUUAUCAUUGUGUCCCUCACUGGCCAGACGUGGCACUUUGAAGCCACCACAUAUGAGGAGCGAGAUGCGUGGGUCCAAGCCAUCGAGAGCCAGAUCCUAGCCAGCUUACAGUCAUGUGAGAGCAGCAAGAAUAAGUCCCGACUGACGAGCCAGAGUGAGGCCAUGGCCUUGCAGUCGAUACGAAACAUCCGGGGGAAUUCCCACUGUGUGGACUGCGAGACACAGAAUCCCAACUGGGCCAGUUUGAACUUGGGAGCCCUCAUGUGCAUCGAGUGCUCAGGGAUCCACCGGAAUCUUGGCACCCACCUUUCUCGAGUCCGAUCCCUGGACCUGGACGACUGGCCCAUUGAGCUCAUCAAGGUGAUGUCGUCCAUUGGGAACGAGCUGGCCAACAGUGUGUGGGAAGAGAGCAGCCAGGGGCGGACGAAGCCCUCGCUGGACUCCACAAGGGAAGAGAAGGAGCGGUGGAUCCGGGCCAAGUACGAGCAGAAGCUCUUCCUGGCCCCGCUGCCGUGCACGGAGCUGUCCCUGGGCCAGCACCUGCUGCGAGCCACCGCUGACGAGGACCUGCGGGCCGUCAUCCUGCUGCUGGCGCAUGGCUCCCGGGACGAGGUGAACGAGACCUGCGGGGAGGGCGACGGCCGCACGGCGCUGCACCUGGCCUGCCGGAAGGGGAACGUGGUCCUGGCCCAGCUCCUAAUCUGGUACGGGGUGGAUGUCAUGGCCCGCGACGCCCACGGGAACACGGCGCUGGCCUACGCGCGGCAGGCCUCCAGCCAGGAGUGCAUCGACGUCCUGCUGCAGUACGGCUGCCCGGAUGAGCGCUUUGUGCUCAUGGCCACCCCCAACCUGUCCAGGAAGAAUAAUAACCGAAACAACAGCAGUGGCCGGGUGCCCACCAUCAUCUGAGGGGCCCGCCUGCCCCGCCACGCCCGGGCCGGCCACAGCCUCCAGCGCCCUCCCCCGGAUGUUACAACACGUGAGUCCCGUCGCGUCCCCUCGCUCUUCCUGGUGGCCACCUGCCACCCGCCCCACCCCGAGCAAAAUCACCAAACCUGGACAGUCCUCAGGGGGCGAAGAGGAGAAGAGGAGGCUGCAGAUUCGAUUCCUUUCCAUAAACCACCCCUCCGAUCGACAAACAGGAGCGACCGGCGGGCCCGAGUGGGUUGACGAUAGCACACGGCGGCGCGGGACCUCGUCCCCGUGGCCCGUAGACAGAGCACGGCACAAGGGAUGGGACGAGCGGGGGGCGGGGGGGAGGGGAGGCAAGGCGUGGGGAGAGGGGGUACCUCUCCUUAACUGGCAGUUAAGCCCAUCAGUACAUUUCACCUCUACCAAACGGAACGCUUGGGUUUCAUCUCUUCUCCGAGGAGCUUGACGGCAUAAAUCAGAAGCAAGCAGAGUUUGUCAGGUUUGAAGCCCCUAUGAUGGUAUGUGUCAAAUCAGUUGGAGCUAAUCUGUCCAGGGAGAAUACUGGCUUCAUUACACUUGUAUAGUUGAGUUCUUCCAGCAUUACCGCUGUUUAAUAGGACGUGAUUAGUCAUCACCGAGAAGAAAGCAUAUUAGCCAAGGCGGUAGCUACGCCGCACGCUCCGAUGAUUGCCGUGAUGUGAUUGCAAUACUCUUAGAAGCAUCCGAUUAUCCCAGACAUGUUCUUUCCAGCCCUUGGAGCCCUCCUUUCUAAAUUCACUGUCAUAAUUUAGUAUCUGUUUAAUUUUUCAGUCCAAAGAGAAGAAAUCAGUCGCUGAGUAUUAUCGGACUGCGUUCUCCUUGGUGCAAAAACAAAUGGGGGAAAAAAUAAAUAAGAGUCACUCCGAAAUUCAAAAGGAAAUCACGAAUUCAGCUAAUAAUAACCUGGCGAGUGCUUCUCGUAAACUAAGUCCGUGCACAGAAGGCUAUUUUUUUUUCCUGAACACGAGAGAGAUUUUAUGUCCUUUGGCCAAGGUGGAUGUCUUGGGUCCUAGUCACUCCUGGGCCACGUUGCCCAAGUCACACAGGCUUCUGUAUUGUGUCUUUAGAUAAGAUGUGUGAAAAUCUAUUUGAAUAAAAGAAGUUCAUAAAUAUGCAUUGAUUUUUGUACAGACAAAUGGCACCUCUGUUAAUUUAUAAAUUGAACUGGAUAUGAACUAAUAAUAUGCAACUAGUUGAGAGAAGAGGGUUACAGAUCAUUGUACAUGGGAAAGAUUCCCAGCAGUAAACACUUCCAUUAAUGUGAUCUACAGCUUUUAAAAAGGAACAUAGCAGAAUAAGAUCGUGGUACAAUUUGCUUAUUAAAAUCGAAAAAGAAAAAAAAGAAAAGACACUGAAGCAGAUGAGAGAGGGGAAAGAAGCAGGUCAUUCCUCGAUAGCGAAGGGACGGAUCUAGAUCGGACACUGCUUUUGCCAACCCAGAGGAAGGGGCUAUGGCAGGGGAGGGGGUAAUUGUCUGAAUACCAGACCCCCGUGCUCCCACCGUUCUGUGGCUCAUGAGCAUCCGGAAGACUUUUCCUAAGUGGCCAGGCCUUCCGCUUCAGUCCAUCACCUGAUUUGCUGUCAUCCUGGUCUCGGGCUGCCUCAGACUUCAGCCGUCCUCAACGUGGUGGCCAAACAUAGUAACCCAAAUCAUGACACCUGAGGUUAAAAAGAAAAGACUCAGCCUCCAGCCCUCUGGUGGUGGGGGGGGACAGGCUUGUCUCCCUGAGGGACGACAGCAGCCUGACGUAGCUACAGGAACACAGGGCCACAUUCGCCUGGCAGCCUCUGGGGAAACCCCGUGCUCUCAUAUAGUAAAGCUUCUAUUUUGUAAGAGUUUUUCCUCUUCUUCAACUUUUUAAAAAAAGAAAAAUUAGGUAGGGAAAAAAAAAUAAAGCUUUACGCAGAAUUUAUAUGUGGGUCAGUGUCUCAUGGACAUUUCUAACCUUAAUUCAGCUCAGUGGAACGUGGGAAGGAACAGGUGCAGGAGCCAUGAGUCUGUGGUCCGUACGCCCUCCACCCGAUUUUUAAUUGUGUUUUAUCACUGUGUAGUUAUUUUAAAUGUGAAUAGAAAGAAAAGGAAAAUGGCAUUGCCUAUUUUUGAAGAGCGCAUUACUGUUCUAAUCCAGCUAUACCUUCCGCACAGCUUGUAGCAUAGACUUGCCAUAGUGAACGCAGAUAUAGUAUAAAGGAGAUUCUUAAAUUAUUUCAUUGUAGUUAAUUCCCACUAUAGGAAUGCUUUAUCAUAGUGAAGCCUUCUUUUCAAAAGAAACGGAAUUCCCUGUACGGCUUCUCUUGGGAUGUAUAUGUGUGUACAUAUUAUUAUAUGUGUUUAUAAUAUAAUAUUUUCCCAACUGACUUCUUUUUUCACUAAGCCUUUCACGACCUGAGCGCUGGAUGGGUUUCUGCUCUCCCCUCCCUCCAGCCCGGGCACGCCAUGGAUUCCUCCUUAGAAAACUCGACCCCUGCUUCGGCUAUUUUUAGUGAUGCUGAUCGGCUCCAGGAGACAGUCUGCUUUCUUGAGCUGGAGUUUUGGCAACAGAAGAAAGGCAGGGGGUGGGUUUCAAGGGUUUUCUUUUAAAAUAAAGGUGAAUGGUGGCUAAUCUUUAUUUCAGUGUCAAACUAGAUGGCAACACUCUCAUUCCCCCUUAAAGCCUUAUUAACACCAACAGUGGGAGAAGGCAGACCCUGGGCCAGGGUUAGAAAUCACCGGUUUGGGGAGGGGUCGAGUUUUCAUUGUUUAUUCCCAUGUAAGUUCUGUGAAGUGACAGCAACAUGGGAAGCCACCACUGCAGAAUCCACAUAACCUUUUCAACUGAGAAUUAAGAUUUCCCCUUGAUGAGAAACCAUCCCCCGGGGAAGGUACGCAAGCAGGCAGUCACACACGGUGUAGCUGCAAGAGUGAGCUGGACGGAUCCCAGACUUCACUGGAUCCCUUCUGUGGCCACGAAAACCCUGCAGGGAAGGAAGGCUUGAUUCUGACCCUGAAGACGCAAACCUCAGGUCCUGGGGCGGGCAGAUGGUUGACCAAGCCCAGAGCCCCAGGCGGAAUCCCGGCCCCGUCUGUCUAAUCCUUCCCAGGAAGUGAGCACCUCGAUGGGGAGCAAGUGCCAUAUUCGUGAGUCUUUGGUCCCACAAAUAGGUGCAGCUUCCUGUCUCCCAGGAAGUGCACACUGGGUGUAAUUAUCCCAGAAAGCAGGUGAGGACAACAAGGUGCUUGCUGACCACUGGGCUAUAGGGCGCAGAAGAGAGCAGCUCUUGCUGCAUCACUCUGGACCACAGUUCUUAAGUGGGCGCCUUCUCUGCAGAGCCGUGAGCUGGCACUGGCCCUUCCAGUACACUGCAGGACCUCGCAGCUCUGCCCCCUCUUCUGAGGUUUUGUCCAGCCAGACGCGGUCUGCUUGGACCCAGCCUCUGCAUCCCUCAUGGACACGGGUCUUCCCAGUUUUGUGACAUCUGCACACGUGCGGGGUCAUUCCUACAUCUGCAAAGAAGCUGUCACUAACUUCACUAGGAAAAAACACCGUCCAGGGAGAAAGACAUCCCCGGGGCCCAGCAGACCUGGCUUCAGCUGGCUUUGCCAUCACACCUGUGCAGCCUUGGGAUGGCAUCCAGCUUCUAGGACUCUUUUUCUCCAUCUGUGAAACUGCGGUGGCCUUGCAGACUGUGGUGACCAAUGAGAGAAAUGCCAGCCCAACACCCAGCCAGGGGCUAGAUGUUCAGGCAAUGGGAGCAUUUAUUAAGAACAGAAAUGCUGAUAGGACUGAAGCCAGAGCAUACUAGCCUGGAAACCUGCCCCCAUGCUGGCACCGUGUCCUCAGCCAGCACUCUGGGAGUCGGUGAUGGCACAUUUGCCAGCCGCCCUCCCAUUUGAGCCUCUGGUGCUGAGCCAUCUUCUCUCUCUGCUGAGCCCGUCGGUGCUCUGUGGGUCCCCGCCUGUGGAGCACCUUUCUCCCCUGAGGAAAGAGCCCAGACUGCCCACUCACCAUCUCAUCAGCCUGCUUACCAAAAUUUAUCCUCCAUUUCUUUUCGUCUGAGUUUGAUUUUCCAGAGGCAAAGAGAGGGUUGUCUUACUGUCAUGGCAUUCACUAAUCUUGCUUUUGGCCCAAGAUGACCCUUCUCUCUCUUACGCCCUGUUGCUGUGUUGCUGGCUGGGACAGACCUCCCAUCCUUCGGAUGCCACCUCUGGUCACCAAGAGGCUGCUGUGACACCCUCAUGUAUUGGUCCUCGUUUCAGUGUCCUUUUCCUAGUUCCUCUUAAAUUCAGGGCCUGCUGGAGAGCACCCUGGCAGGCAGAGUGUGGCUUUAGGCUUAUGGCCUCUCUGUCUCCUUCACUGAGCUUGCACGAGUGGAUGAGGAGUACCCACCUGGCUGCAGCUCUUGUCCCUUUCAAGGGCGACAUUCAGCUUGUUUUAUGCCUCCACUUUGUGAUCACAUCCUCCCCCUCAAGAGUGGCCGUUGGGUCCUGCCCGACCCCCAGACCGAGCUGUGCUCUCGGGUCACAUGAGUCCCCGUGACUCCAAUUCUGCCAACUCUUCCUCCUUGCGUUUCGAAUGUUCUGGAAACAAGACGGGGACAUCCAUAUUCCCCCCUAGGUAUGUUCAGAAGCCAUGAAACAAUGUAGACCCUCUAAGAGUAAGGAUGGUCAGGUCUCAAAAACUCCCCAAAAGGCAAGGAUAUUUGGAGAGCAAACCCAUUUCCUCUAGAUGGGCCACUUCACCCUGCCCCCCACAUCUGCUCUGUUUCCAUCCCUCAUCCCCCCACAAGGUCAGCACGCCCUUUCUAGAACUCCCCUGGAUUGUAUUUAUGUCCUUCAAGCAAAAAGACUGAAAAGUGGUCAGGAAGGAACUCAGUAGGAACAUGCUGACGAGAUAGAGCUCUCUUCCCCAGGAAGUAGGAUUUCUCUCGAACUGCCUCCUCAAACAUGGGUUUCACACACUGUGAAGUCCAGUCUCCAAGGGGUUUCCACGCUCAUCCUUCACCAGAAAGCUCAGUAAGGGCCUUUGGCAUCAAGACUUGCAACUUUCUCUUCCAGCCAUGAUCGACACCUUUCUUUCUUGGACUCCCAAGUGGUUUUCUUCAGGAAGCCCUGUGCUCAGUGAGUGUAGUGCAGGGCCCGGCUGGGCUGGGAUCUCCAGGUGUGCUGCUCACAGUGGGCAGGGGGCCUGGCCACCCACCUGGGCUGCUGAGGGGUGGUGUCUGUCCCCGCUCUGCUCUACCCCACCCAUGGGUCCUUUGUCAUUCAAGCAUCUGAAUCCAGUUGCCUCUCAGUGAAAACAUCCUAUCCUUCUAGUUAUGCAGCAGAGAGAAGGGGCGGGGUGCCCGGGUGGGGUCGGUGGAAGCUGUGCUCAGACUUCUAUCUCCAUCACUGCCGAGAAGUAGCCGCUGGGAACCCCCGUGAUGAGAGAGAGCAGUGCCAGGCAGGCCAGCCCCCCACCUUGGACCCUCACCUCUCACCUCACGAGGAAAAAGUAACAUGUGACAACUUAGGCAUGAGUAUUUCCAAAACACGAUGUUCUUCCCCUUAGAGAAGACAAGCUGUCCUUAAAUAGAUUUAUUUUUAAUGUUAAUAGAGUCCCUGUUGAACGCUGGAUGUCUGCUGCUUUGUAAACCUGGGUGGACACUUGCUUCCAUUUGGGUUCUUCAGUUUGGGUCAGAGUUGAAAUUGGAGCACAUUUCAUUGGUAGAAGAUUCUGGAAAACCGAAAAGUCUGUUUUUAAUCUGUGAUUUUUAAAAAGCCCAGGUUUUAGCAGGGUUUUGGUUUCCCCAGUGUAGUAGGCACCCUCCCCGAAGCAAGGGUAGGUGCGGAGCCUGCAAAUCUGAGAAGCUCUCCGUGCCGCGUUUCAUUUAUGAAGUGCUGAUUUUUGCUAUCAAAUGACAGCCUUGGGUUUUGGGCGCUGCGCCUGAUCGAUAAAAAUGUUCUUGUCUGAGGCCCUCAUCCCAUCCAAACGGCCUUUGGGGCCCGGAGGUGGGUAGGUUGGGUCCAGCGUGCCCAGCAGGGACUGGCCGGGGCCCGGAGGUGGGUAGGUUGGGUCCAGCGUGCCCAGCAGGGACUGGCCGGGGCCCUGGAGGUUGCAAGUCUUCAGACAAGAGUGGCCCCAGUGAAAUGGACAGAUGAGCCCUGGCUUCUAGCCACGUGACACCCAGCACCCAGCAGCCGCUCGACAUGUACGAGAGGUCCGCUCGGGGCUUGUUUUUUAUUUUGGCCAGGCAUGUGGCAUCUGUAGAGAGGGACACCGCCCCCCCCCCCCCCGAGGGUCAUGAUCAAGCCAGAUGAUAGAGACUCGCCUGUCAAAGUCCAUUUAGGACUGACCUCAAAUUCUCUGUCAGUGGGAAAUCCAUGACCUUUGUCCCGAGAUGCAGGUGAAAGAAAGGAACCAAGCAAGAUUCCAGGGUGUUGGGGGAAUCUUCGGGAUAGAACAAAUCCCCUUAACAGACCCGCUGUCCAGGACAGUCGCCCCUAAAUCAGAUUAUGCGCUGAUCUCCGAGGUGCCAGGCAGUGUCCACCACGGCCCAGGAAACUAAUGUCUGAGCUGGUUUGAAAACUCUUGUAGAAGCUCACUCAGUGAUUACUUGUGUCCGGACGUCCCUGGUCUUUCCACCCGUGGUAUCAUACCUGUACAUAGGAAUCCUCAGUGACAGGCCUCUUGUAAAGACACUAAUGGGCAGCCCAGCCGAUGGCCAUUGCUCUCAGCCCUGCGCUUGACCUUGCACUGAGUGGCCAUCAGAAAACAUAUGUCCUGCCUGGGUUCUCCAGGGCGGGGAGGACAGAACGGACCACGGGUGCCGUGAGCUGGGGCCAGGCUGGGGAAUUAGUUCCCGCUUACUGCUCACUGAGCACCCCACGGGCCUCCCAGCCCCACCCCCAGGGGUCUCAGCGAUUUUCUCACCACCACUGUUACCGGGGUGCACAAGCGGACUCGGGUGAGGAUCGGGGUGUCCCAUGGCGGAUGGGCAACGGGUACGUUUAGAAACUGCUUUGUGGCAGUUCACGCAUCUUGAUGUUAGAAAUAAUGCCUUCUCCAAACCUUGGACAGCAUCGCAGUUUUCCUCCUCCAAUGGGUUUUUGGGUCUAAAAUAUAUCAAAUUCCUGAGGCUGCAACCCCUGCCCCACCCUGAGCACCCGAAUGCUGGGGGGAGUGCCGCUUAGCACUAGAUCAGAGGCCCCCCACUGAGCCCUGGAAGGGGAGGGGCUGGAAGGGUUGGCCACCCCAACCACAGACAUGUGGCUUCCUGCCCCAGACAGCAGCCUCCACUCUCCUGUCCCCCGUGACUUCGAAUUGGCUUCUCAUCUGGCCACGGGGUCUGUUUCUGAAAGGGGAGCCCAAGCAGGUCAAAGGUGAGGAGCAUUUCUAGGAGGGAGCGGGGAAGGCCGUGCCUCAACACACCCUCUUAGCAUGUUUUCCUGUUUCUGUAAAUAGCAAUGUACAGAAGAUGGAAGAGCAGUCUGGGGUUUAUCCAGAGAUGGGUUGGGUUUGGGUUUUUUUUGGUUUUUUUUUUUUUUUUGGUUUUUAUAUUACCUCAUUCCGCAAGUUUGUGUUUCACAAUGACUCAAUGACGCUUUAUUUAUGUUGUUUGUACUGUAAUUAAAACCAUUGACAGACAUUUCACUUUGCUCCUUAUUUCAUAUGAUCUUGUUUUGAUUCAAUAUGCCAGUUUGUAUUUUCCUGCCUUGGGGGUUUUUUUGUGUCAGCUGUACAGUAUUCUAAGGGGAAAAAAAAAAAGAGAAAAAUGUGUAAAGUAAUGAAGAGAGGUGGCUAUAGUGUAGAGACCUCUUUCUAAUAAAGAAAUGAAAAUAUGUCUACACCA
Equus caballus (horse) is the source of this 11677-nucleotide messenger RNA. NCBI's taxonomy places the organism in Eukaryota, Metazoa, Chordata, Mammalia, Perissodactyla, Equidae. The record is from RefSeq and is a predicted model, not a curated record.